CUUAAUUACGCUUUUUACUAAAAGAAGAGUGCCACUUUACAAACGUGCCUUUUCUACCUCCAGUUGGGAGGAAACGUUUAACAUGGAGGGCUCUUUUGGUGUGAGAAAAGGUGCAUGGACUGAGGAGGAAGAUAUUCUACUUAAGCAGUGCAUUCAGAAGUACGGUGAAGGAAAAUGGCACCUGGUUCCUGUCAGUGCAGGCUUAAAUAGAUGUAGGAAAAGCUGCAGACUGAGGUGGUUGAACUACCUGAAGCCAAAUAUCAAGAGAGGAAACUUCGCCGCAGACGAAGUUGAUCUUAUGCUCAGGCUCCAUAAGCUGCUAGAUGGUCACUUAUUGCAGGUAGACUUCCGGGAAGAACAGCUAAUGAUGUGAAAAACUAUUGGAAUACACACCUCCUCAAAAAGGGAAGUUCACACAUCACCAAGCUGAAAGAAAAGCCCCAAGAUAUGGUG
Molecule: messenger RNA, 453 nt
Organism: Quercus lobata
Lineage: Eukaryota; Viridiplantae; Streptophyta; Magnoliopsida; Fagales; Fagaceae
Product: transcription factor MYB114-like
Exons: 3
Coding region: 83-373 (96 amino acids)
Source: RefSeq, a predicted model, not a curated record